UUGCCUUUCAUGCACUUAGACCCCACAAAACGCUUCAUACUAUCCGCUACUGAACACAAUAGCUAGGAGGAUGUCGACAAGUCCUCAUCCAUAGUCACCCUCAGACACUACAUGACGAUCUCGGAUCCUGUCUACUACACCAUGUCUCGACCCGUGAACGGUCUGAUUUGUUGCAUGCGUGAUUCAUCGAUCGCAGUUUGUAAUCCGGCCACUAGACAAAUUGUGAAACUGCCAGAUGUUACACGCAACAGAAGAUGCAUACAUGCAUUUCUUGGUUAUGAUCCAGUCGAAGAUCAAUACAAAGUGUUGUGUGUCAUGAUGACGAGAUUCGAUUGGUCACGUCCUCACGAACAAGAUAUCCAACAGGAGCAUUUAGUUUGCACAGUGACAUCAUCUGAGAAACAAGAGUGGAGAAAGAUUGAGAACACCACCAUAGAUAUUUAUCGUACCGUCAUCGGCGGAGGGAUGUGCAUAGCUGGCGCUAUAUACUACGAAGUUCGACAGUCAAGGAUAGUUAGAUUCGAUGUAAGAACUGAGAGUAUUAAGUUAAUUAAAGCACCUGAAGAGUCAAAUUUCUCGAGAACAUUCCCUUCCAGUCUUUUAAAUUACAAUGGAAAAUUGGGAGGUGUAGAAUAUGAUUACAAAAAGGUUAUGAGAUUGUGGAUUCUUGAGGAUGCUGAGAAACAGGAAUGGUCGAGCAUGACGUCUGUAUUGCCUUCUAAAUUAAAAUGUUUACUUGGGAGUCACGUAGUGUCUAAAGGAGAUGUUCAUACCGGCGAUCUUAUGGUGUUUUAUCCAUGGUCAUGGUCAUCUAAGCCAUUUUGUGUUUGCUAUUAUGAUUUUAAGAAAGAGAGUAUAAUAAGAAAAGUCGAGGUAGUGGUGGAUGGUGAUUUAAGACGUAUCCAUGGGAUCGGUGAGAAAAAAUGUCAGUUCGGAUGUUAUCCAGGUUACUUUGAGAAUAUUAGGUUCUUGUGA
Messenger RNA from Brassica napus (rape), 975 nucleotides. RefSeq names its product F-box protein At1g30790-like. The record is from RefSeq and is a predicted model, not a curated record. Bases 112 to 975 code for a protein of 287 amino acids. The transcript has a single exon. NCBI's taxonomy places the organism in Eukaryota, Viridiplantae, Streptophyta, Magnoliopsida, Brassicales, Brassicaceae.